Molecule: messenger RNA, 6802 nt
Organism: Planococcus citri (citrus mealybug)
Lineage: Eukaryota; Metazoa; Arthropoda; Insecta; Hemiptera; Pseudococcidae
Product: glucose dehydrogenase [FAD, quinone]-like
Exons: 3
Coding region: 888-2756 (622 amino acids)
Molecular function (GO): oxidoreductase activity, acting on CH-OH group of donors; flavin adenine dinucleotide binding
Source: RefSeq, a predicted model, not a curated record
AGCUGGGUAAGCCAGGUAAUAACAUUGUGAAUAUGAAAUACGUACUCGUUGACUAGAAAUGUAAAUCAUACUGUCGUGGAUGAAUCGAUAUACAUACGAUACGAGUAUAUCGUCUUUCCUUUUUAGCAGAAGUAUCUCGUUAAUUGACAUAAUAAGUAUAAGAAGUCGAUAACCAUACAUCCAUCUUGUGUACGAGUAUAAGCAGGAAAUGCUAGACCAGUUUUGCAACUCGAUCGUAACACCAGUAGUGUGAAAAAUCGUUUAACCCUUUUGGAGGUUCUCUAGGUUCCCAUAUUUAGGAAACAAAUUGCUUUAAAGGGUGUAAUAGAGUACCCUGCCAGUGCCAGAUUCAUGAAGAAAAUUUUCUGAUUCAAAAUUUUUCUCACAAUGAUUUCAAUUUUCAAAUGAAACUUUUUCUAUCGGUAUCCAGUGAUUUUUGUUUGCAGUGAUUCAGAAUUAAUUUUCCCUUGAUUAUUGCGAAUGAAUGGUUUGUUUUCACGAUAAACUGAAGUAGGUACACUUUUUUUUGUUGAUGAUAAUUGUGAUUAAACAUUUUGUGACUAUUUGAAAGUGAUUUAUCAGUUCGCGUUUGAUUCAUGUCCAUCGAUGAUCGUGAGUUUCGGUUGAACUUAUUAUUGAUUUUCGAUCGAUGUUGUGCGUCGUGAUUUUUUUUUUCCAAAUUACGCUGUUCGUGGUUCGUGAGUGUCAGAAAGCUGACUGACUUUUUCAAGAUUCAUUUCGAUGUAUCCGCGGUGGUAAAUCUGUCAAUGGGUCUUCUUUCCUGUGAUGCUUGGUAAUGUAAUCGCAAUACAAAGAAGCAACUAAUGAAGGUAAAAAAAUGGAAGGCCUAUGUCAACCGUAUGUAACUGUUGUCAGCGACGUCAAGCAUGCCUUCUACCUUACUCUCUUUAUUAACUGGCGCUAUAACUACUUCUGGUUUGGUUUCUGUUAGCAUCGUACCGAUAAUUCUGAUAGCACUGACUUACAUGAGAUACACCACCUAUGACCCUGAAUCCAAAAUAUCCGAUAUACAACAGAUAUUACCAGAGUACGAUUUCAUAAUAGUCGGCGGCGGAUCAGCCGGCGCAGUUGUAGCGAAUCGUUUAUCCGAGCACAAAAACUGGACGAUUUUAUUGCUAGAAGCGGGCGGAGAUGAGACGGAAAUAUCCGAUAUACCAUCUUUGGCCGGAUAUUUACAACUAUCCGAGCUGGACUGGCAAUACAAGACGGCGCCGCCAUCGGGAGACAGUUCGUAUUGUUUGGGCAUGAUAGGAGACCGAUGUAACUGGCCCAGAGGCAAGGUGCUGGGCGGUUCGAGCGUACUAAAUGCGAUGAUUUACGUCCGAGGCAACAGAUACGAUUACGAUCAUUGGGCCAGUUUGGGAAACGACGGUUGGAGUUACGCCGAUAUACUACCAUAUUUCAAGAAAUCCGAAGAUAAUCGCAACCCUUACUUGGUGCGAACGCCUUACCAUAGCCAAGGAGGUUACCUGACCGUGCAAGAGUCACCUUGGCGUACACCUCUAGCGGUAGCUUUUGUAAAAGCUGGCAUCGAGUUGGGAUACGAGAAUCGAGACAUCAACGGCGAAAAGCAAACCGGCUUCAUGCUGGCUCAAGGUACCAUCCGAAGAGGCAACCGUUGCAGUACGGCGAAAGCUUUCCUUAGACCGGUACGAUUACGAGAUAAUUUACACAUAUCGUUACAUAGUCACGUUAUGAAAGUAUUAUUCGAUAAAGCGUCGCUGGCCACAGCCGCAGUACCUCGAGCUGUAGCCGUUCAAUUUCAAAAAUAUGGUAAAACCUAUACCGUUCGAGCCCGUAAAGAGAUCGUAUUGUCAGCCGGCGCCAUCGGAUCGCCGCAGAUACUCAUGGUAUCCGGUAUCGGACCCGCAGACCAUCUAAAAGAAAUGGGAAUCAAUGUAGUCAGAGAUCUAAAGGUCGGACACAACUUGCAAGAUCACGUUGGCUUGGGUGGCCUCACCUUCCUCAUCGACGAACCUAUCACCUUUAAAAAGUCACGAUUUCAAACAGUCUCGGUCGCGCUGGAAUACGUGAUGAACGAACGAGGCCCGUUAACUUCUCUGGGCGGAGUCGAAGGAUUAGCUUUCGUUAACACGAAAUACGCUCCUAAGCACGGUCUCCAUCCCGACGUACAGUUCCACUUCGCUCCCAGUUCGGUUAAUUCGGACGGCGAACAAAUACGCAAAAUUACCGGUAUCAGAGACAGCUUAUACAACACCAUGUACAAGCCUUUGAUUAAAGCCGAAACCUGGACAAUUCUACCGCUCCUGUUGCGUCCAAAGAGCUCCGGAUGGAUACGACUGAAGAGCAAGAACCCAUUCGUCUAUCCCAUCAUUGAGCCUAAUUACUUCGCCUACAAAGAAGACGUCGCCACUCUAAUCGAAGGUAUACGUAUCGCGUUCAACGUAUCGAACACUUCCGCUUUUCGCACCUUUAAUUCGCGACCAUUACUCACACCGAUGCCAGGUUGUCGUAAAUACGAAUUGUUUUCCGACGCGUAUUGGGAAUGCGCCAUGCGACAUUUCACCUUCACCAUUUACCAUCCAGCUGGCACUUGUAAAAUGGGAGUAGAUCAGGAUGCUGUCGUAGAUCCUCGACUACGUGUACGAGGUGUACGUGGAUUACGAGUCAUCGAUGCUAGUAUCAUGCCCACUAUCGUCAGCGGUAAUCCGAACGCACCUGUUAUUAUGAUCGGAGAAAAGGGAGCAGAUAUGAUAGCGGAAGAGUGGAGGUAAAAAUGGUAGUUCUUUUUUUGGUUCCUUUUAAGACUGAUAACCGAUGAGAAUUUGAGUUCUCCAUUUUGUAUGUAUGAGUCUAGUAGAAUAAUAUCCUAAAAAAUAUCUAUGGUUUGUUAGAAAAAUCAAACAGGCGAGAUGAUUUUGGCGUAAUGGAUCACUUGUUGCAUCCUAAAUAACCUCCCAAUACCUCAAAUUUCCAAAAAGCAACGUUUUCAAUAUGGUUGGUUGUUUCCUUUCAUGAAGAUUUUAAUGUUAAAAAAGACAGUGUGAUGUAUUUUUUUUUUUUUUUUUUAAUAAGGUAAACUACUUAAGUACCACUUAUGGACCGGGGUAGUGUGCUUAGCGUGUUUGUAAUCAGAAAGUAAAAAUUUUUACAGCAAAAAUUUUGUUAAAUUUGUACAAGGGUUUUCAAUUAAUUCAAUUACAUCGAUCCAAAGAGGGAUGAAUCCGGAGUCAUCUGGUUAAAUUCAAAUGCAGAUAGUACUCGAGGAGACGAACAAAAAACGUUAUUAUGAUAAGUUGCCUAUCUUGUAAAAUGAAGGCGCUACGUGCUUCGCAAAACCGAAAAUUUACCAAUUUUGAAAAAUUCAUCAAAAAUAAGACAAUGUUUGAAUUAUUCAAAUGAUGCUCCUAACCCAUAGUACUCGAGUGGACGAACAAAAAGUGUUAUCAUGACCAAUUGCCUAUCUUCAAAAUUGAAGGGGCAAGCACAAUUUCAAAAUUCAAAUUUGGGGCACCCGAAAUUUGGAAAUUUUGAAUCUGGUUUGCCCCUUCAAUUUUGAAGAUAGGCAAUUGGUCAUAAUAACAUUUUUUGUUCGUCCAUUCGAGUACUAUGGGCUAGGGGUAUUAUUUUAUUUGAAUAAUACAAAUAUUUUCUUACUGUCUGCAAAUUGAGGAAAUUACCCCAUUUUUUAAACUAAAAUUUACCUAUUUUGAAAAAUUCUUUUUAAAUAAGAAGGUGUUUGAAUCAUUUUAUUGAUGCCCCUAACCCUUAGUACUUGAGUGGACAAACAAAAAAUGUUAAUAUGAUCAAUUGCCUAACUUCAAAAUUGAAGGGGCAAGCAUAAUUUCAGAAUUUAAAUUUGGGGCACUCUAAAUUAGGGCACUACAUCGAAAUUUGGAAAUUUUGAAUCAGGUUUGUCCCUUCAAUUUUGAAUAUAGGCAAUUGGUCAUAGUAACAUUUUUUGUUCGUCCACUCGAGUACUAUGAGCUAGGGGUAUUUACAAACAUUUUUUUACUGUCUGCAAAUUGAGGAAAUUACCCCAUUUUUGAACUAAAAUUUACCUAUUUUGAAAAAUUCUUUUUAAAUAAGAAGGUGUUUGAAUCAUUUUAUUGAUGCCCUUAACCCUUAGUACUUGAGUGGACGAACAAACAAUGUUAAUAUGACCAAUUGCCUAUCUUCAAAAUUGAAGGGGUAAGCAUAAUUUCAAAAUUUAAAUUUGGGGCACUCUAAAUUAGGGCACUACAUUGAAAUUUGGAAAUUUUGAAUCAGGGUUGUCCCUUCAAUUUUGAAUAUAGGCAAAAUUGGUCAUAAUAACAUUUUUUGUUCGUCCACUCGAGUACUGUGGGCAAGAGGCAUCAUUUGAAUGAUUCAAACACAGGGCUGUAAGCCUGUAAGGUAAUUUAUGUUGGUAAAUUACGGCGGUAUUUUACCGUAUUUUACGGUAUGUUACCAAAAGUUUAUUACCGUAUUUUACCAUAAUUUAAAUUUACCAAAAAGCCAAAUUAACACUUUUUUCUUAUCUUUCCUUCAUAAAUUUCCAAAUUUUUAUGGAAAUUUAUGAUUUGAAAGUUACCAAAAAAUUUUCCCAUAAAUUUCCAAAAAAUGUCCAUGGAAAAUUUUCUAUAAUCUUAAUCUCUAAAACAGAUGAAAAUUUACUUCAGAGGCAGAUCAGAAGUUUAGAACUUUGAAGUCAAACUACAAAAAAUAACUCUUCAUAUUCAAAUUAGUAAAAUACCAUAAAUACCGUAAAAUACUGUAUUUUACCGCUGUAUUUUACCAGCGAAUAAAUUAUGGUAAUUUAACAGCCAUGUUCAAACAUUUUCUUAGUUUUGAUGAAUUUUUCAAUAUUAGUAAAUUUCCCAUUUUGCGAAGCACCUAGCACCUUCCUUUUACAAGAUUGGCAACUUAUCAUAAUAGAGUUUUUUGUUUGUCUCCUCGAGUACUAUCUACAUUUGAAUUUAACCAGAUGACCCCAGAUCAUCCUGUCUUUGACAAACAUUUGAUUUCUAUGUGUGAAGCUAAGUACUAGAGCUGAAAACGGUACUCGCUGACAGUGGGUAACUACUGUACCCAUAUCCCGUAUCAUAAAUUCUCGCUUCUCGCUAGUAGCCGGUAGCGAGUUGAAAAAAUGUCAUACCGGUUCACAUUAUAACUAGUAGCAGUAGUAGCGCAUUGAAUGAGUAGCCAGUGUACUGGCAUGACAUCAUCAUUGUCAUCAAUCAUGUCAAACGUCAAUCACACAUACAAAGGACAGGUGUCGAAUUGUAAAUUGUAACUCCUCCCACUUACGCAUUAUCAAAUUUUGGGGUGCGUGCGCAGACCAAGUUUGAAAACAUUCAGGUUGUGCUCGCUAUACGCAACUAUCUACCUAUACCCGAAUCAACCCGAUACAACCACUAGCGGGUUCAGCCAGUAUUUUAACCAGAUACCAGUUAGCGGGUAGUGUAACCGUUUUCAGCUCUACCAAGUACCAAGAACUACUUUUUUGCAUGUUCAAACUUUUUUGCAAAUUUUAGGUUUAUGUUACCUAGACGCUUUUUGGUAGAAUGACAAUGUUCAAACAUGAAAUUGCUGUAAUGUUUUCAAAAUUGAUGAUUAUAAGCCAAGUCUUAUGUAUUUAUGUUGCGUAGCAUACCGCAUAUAUUUUCAUGUUCUGGUGAAUAAACAUUCAAAUUGUGAAAUUCAGUUUUGGUCCACAAUUGGUUUGAUCCAUUGUUAUAGUAGCUAUUUUUUUUCUAUGAAUUUUUUAAUUUCAAAAGGGUUGUCAGAUACCAAUUGCGGACCGGUGCACAACUGGUAGUUUUUCAACUUCAAUAUUUGUGAACUUUGAAGAUGAAAAUUUUCUAAUGUGGUUCUCAGGGUACUAUAACUGGUCUCAGAAUAAAAAAAAAUUGAAUGCUUCCGUUCAUAUUUACAUGAUCCGUAAUUGGUACUUCUUCAAAAACUGCCUUUUUUUAGACCUUAUUUCAAAUAGGAAUUAAAGAAAUGAAAAUUACUUUUUUUCAAAACUGAACACCUUGAAGUGAAAGAGGAAGCUUCAAGGAUUAUUAAAAAAAAUAUUAAUAUUAAAAUUGGGUCAUAAAUGAUGUCUUGGCGAUUAAUUGUAAAAAAGUGGUUCAUGACUGGUACUUUACCUUAGCUCAAUAUCAUUAAAAAAUUUCCAAAAAUUCAACUUUAAAAAAUUGAAAUGAAACAAAAAAGUUAUAUCAUGAGGUGAAAUACAUGAAAGAAAUAGGUAUAUCGAAAAUUCAGCCAUUUUCCUCGUUUAAAAAAAUGAAAUAUUUUCAAAAUGUUUGAAAAAUCAUUAUGUAACUAUACAAUUAAGCAAAUCAAAUAACAAAAAUCCAUAGGUAAGUGAAGAUACCUAUUAGAAAAAAAUCACUAGCUGCUACAACGAUUUGCAAAACUAAUCAGUAGGUAGUGACAUAUGUAGGUAAUAUUCUACUAGACUAUAAUAAAUUGUAUAUUAGUGAUUUCGCUUUCUAUGUACUGUACCUAAAAUUGAUCUGGGUGUAAAUACAAAUUAUUCUGAUCAAAGAAUCAAUCAAAUUUUUAGAUUAGGUACGAAAAAGAUUUCAAAUAACGAGGAUUUUAUUUUCCCAAUUAUUUGGAAAGCCAUAUCACUUUUCUGUAUUAUUAUGUAGGUAUUUAUAGAUGUAUUGUAUCAAAUUAUUUAUUUGUUGUAAAUAUCCGAUUUAUUUUCACCGUGCUCGUACAAUUUAUGUAAUUUAUUUAUAAUUAUUUUAAACGCGUAUUUUUUUCUUCUUUAUUUCUUUCUUAAGGUUUACCUAAUAAAUUGUUGCGUUUUUUGUUACACUUA